Racocetra fulgida is the source of this 308-nucleotide messenger RNA. The record is from the annotation of a GenBank genome assembly. NCBI's taxonomy places the organism in Eukaryota, Fungi, Glomeromycota, Glomeromycetes, Diversisporales, Gigasporaceae.
CUUGUUACGGACGUAAUGGUCUUCAGCCCUAUAAUGCCAAAUCAGAUGAUUAUAUUGCAGCAAUACUAAUGACGGGUAAUCUUGAUAUGUGUUAUCAAUGUAUCGAGGUCAAAAAUAACAAGUCAGGAAAAACAAUUUGCGUCAAAAUCAUCGAUAUAUGUGCAGGUUGUAAACCGGGUUGCAUCGAUUUAACUCCUGGUGCCUUUGCUGCGCUUGGUGAACUUGACCAAGGAGUACUCGACAUAUCUUGGCGCACCGUCCAAUGCCCUAAAGAUGGAAAAUGGCCAAAUUAUGAACAUUCUAAAUAA